Molecule: messenger RNA, 939 nt
Organism: Capsicum annuum
Lineage: Eukaryota; Viridiplantae; Streptophyta; Magnoliopsida; Solanales; Solanaceae
Product: protein yippee-like
Exons: 5
Coding region: 312-701 (129 amino acids)
Cellular component (GO): ubiquitin ligase complex
Source: RefSeq, a predicted model, not a curated record
GUUGAAUGGAAUUGCGUUUUUAACGCUUGUAACUGUUUUGCCGUGAUUUGCGUUGUUGAAACCAGAUAAAAUUCAUUACUUCCUUAAAUAAAAAUCUAAUCUGUUUCAUAUGUAUAUAUAUAUAUAUAUAUCAAUAUUUUAAAAAUCUGGGAUGAGAUGUAAUUAGUAAAAUAAUUGGGAUUUUAUAUAAUAUUAUUUAGACAUUAAAUAUGUAAGUUACUCUUGAUAUAUUGAUCCAUAUCGCCUUAUCUUUUUCUUCCUAGCGGUUUUUGAAGUUUAUUGUGAUCUGAAAAAUCUUGUAGAGGUGAGAAAUGGGAAGAUUAUUUUUGUUGACUCUUGAAGGAAGGAUCUACAGCUGCAAGCACUGUGGAACUCAUCUUGCCCUUUCUGAAAACAUUGUUUCUAAGUCUUUCCAUUGCCGACAUGGGAAAGCUUAUCUCUUCAGUAAGAUAGUGAAUGUCACUUCGGGUGAGGUAGAAAAUAGAAUGAUGAUGACUGGUUUGCACACUGUGGCCGACAUUUUCUGCGUCUGUUGUGGGUCAAUCAUUGGAUGGAAAUAUGAGACUGCCCAUGAGAAGAACCAAAAAUACAAAGAAGGAAAAUCAGUGCUUGAGCGGUUUAAGAUUUCUGGCCCUGAUGGAAGCCAUUACUGGGCCAGUCAUGAAACUCAUGUUGCAGGAAGUGAUGCUGAUGAUGUUUGAUCAGCACCCAGAACAAAAAUUCUAUCCCCAAAUGUACAUUCUUCAACCCACCACCCCAUUAAUUCUUAAUGGACAAUUGAAUUCUUGAAUAGCUUGUGCUGCAGCAUCUUCUGCCUGACCUCUAUAAUAAAAUAUGGAAAAACCAUGUAUUGUUGCAAACUAACAUGACCCUCUGCCUGUAUUGUUUGCAAUGACAAAAUGUUAGUACUAGCAAUGACUUCCGCUUUCAUUACUUCAA